AUGAACAAGCCCAAAAUCACAUCCAUGGAGGCGCGACCUCGACCAGAACUGUUUGACUUCCAUGGAGUUGGCAUGAUCAAAGAGUUUACAGAAAACUGGGACAACAUACAGAACUUCAAAGCAAGACCAGAUGAUAUUCUUAUUGCUACUUACCCUAAAGCAGGAACCACAUGGGUCUCCUACAUCCUAGAUCUUUUGUAUUUUGCGCACAUGAGUCCAGACCGUCAGACUUCCAUCCCUCUUCAUGACAGAGUACCCUUCCUGGAGCUAUGUGAACCCCCUAUGCCCACAGGUACAGACUUGGCAGACAAACUUCCCACCACUCCUCGUCUCAUUAAAACUCAUCUACCAGUCCAGUUUGUACCAAAGUCCUUCUGGGAGCAGCGCUGCAGGGUAGUCUACGUGGCCCGCAAUGCAAAGGACAAUGCAGUGUCCUACUUCCAUUUUGAACGCAUGGACAGUGGCAUGCCAGAACCGGGGGACUGGAGCACCUUCCUGCAGAACUUCAUGGAGGGGAAGAUGGUUUUUGGAUCGUGGUAUGACCAUGUGAAUGGCUGGUGGGAGAAGAAGGAGACUUAUUCAAAUUUUCACUACAUGUUCUAUGAAGAUUUGAUUGAGGACUGUGGACGAGAAAUAGACCGACUGUGUUCCUUCCUUGGUUUGUCUCCAUCACCUGAAGAGAAGGAAAGAGUCAAAGCCAGUGUGACUUUUGACAAUAUGAAACGAAAUAAAAUGACCAACUACUCCACCAUCUAUACAAUGAACCAGACUACAUCUCCUUUCAUGAGAAAAGGAAAAGUUGGUGACUGGAAGAACCACUUCACUGUGGCCCAGAAUGAACAGUUUGAUGAAGACUACAAGCAGAAAAUGAAGAAUCCUGAUCUAAAGUUUCGUUAUGAAAUUUAG
Pelmatolapia mariae (spotted tilapia) is the source of this 906-nucleotide messenger RNA. Its product is annotated as cytosolic sulfotransferase 3-like. Gene Ontology annotation, cellular component: cytoplasm. Bases 1 to 906 code for a protein of 301 amino acids. The transcript is spliced from 8 exons. Gene Ontology annotation, biological process: sulfation. The record is from RefSeq and is a predicted model, not a curated record. Gene Ontology annotation, molecular function: aryl sulfotransferase activity. NCBI's taxonomy places the organism in Eukaryota, Metazoa, Chordata, Actinopteri, Cichliformes, Cichlidae.